UUUAGUCGCUAUUUCAACUUUGAAGUGAACGCACGUCAUUUUUGUCGCGCGCGUUGUUACAAUCCCCUCUUUGUGAAGGAGCCAAACAAAACCCGAAACUGAAAACUGAGCCAAUCGAAUAGCACGCACACUUUCAAAUUUUGUGCAUGUGUGUGUGUGCGUGAGCGAGCGGUCACUAAAAGUAAUAUCGUGUUUACAAAAAAGUAGGAAAUGCCCCGUAAUACUCUCAAAUAAAAACGAACGAGUGCAAGUGUGGCAGCAAUAAUAACAGAAACGUAUUCAAUGAAAAUGUGAGCAAGUGCAGGUCGUGGAAAUGAAAAAUCUUUGAGCCCCCGCUCGAAAUGCCGCAUUUGUUGCGUGCCGAAAACAUUUGUCAGGCAUUUGUUGUUAUUGCUGGGAAAACUGAGAAAACUGUUGCGGUUGCGGUUAAUUAAAGCGCGAAAAGUGGAACAGAAGGGAGGCAGCAGUAUAGGGGGAGCCCCAAAACAACAACUUAAUGUCCAAAUGAAAUAAGUGAAAAUUUCACACCGAAAUUAAUAAAGACAUUAGUGCGUGUGGGCGUGGCUCAUUUGGGGCAUUUAACGGAGGCCAAGAUGUGUGCGGAGGAUCCCUUCACCCAGCACCAGCUGCCGCACCACCAUAAAACCGAGCACCACCAAUGCCACCAACAGCUGCGAAUGAAUAUGGAGCAACAGGACGGAACUCCAGGAGCGAGAAAAUCGGCCACAGGAAGGACGGCGGCCACGAGUUUGCAGAUCUGGUAUAUCCUACAUGUGAUACUAGUCCUAAUCGACAUUAGCAGCUCGCUGACAAUGACCGAGGUGAAGAUACCCAAUCACAUAAUGCGCCUGAAGAGCGCCACUCUGGGCUGCCGUUACGCCCUCGACGGGGAGUCCUUGUACUCGGUGAAGUGGUAUAAGGACGGGCACGAGAUCUACCGCUAUGUGCCACGCGAUAAGCCCCCCGGACAGUCCUUCCCCCUGCCCGGAGUCAACAUCGAUCUGCGUAACUCCUCGGACACCCAGAUUCUCCUGCGCCGCGUUACCCUGCAGAGUUCCGGACUUUAUCGGUGCGAGGUGUCCGGCGAGGCGCCCGCAUUCAACACCGUAUCCGAGUCGGAGACCAUGACCGUUGUGGUGACCCCCAACCACGGACCGAAAAUAACAGGUGGCCAGCCGCGCUACCAAAUUGGAGACAUCGUCCGGGUUAACUGCACCUCGUCGCCGUCCAAGCCCGUCUGUCACCUUAGUUGGCUAAUAAAUGGGGAACCGGUGCAGAAGACGCACCUUCGGCAGUACGACAAGGUGGUGGUGAAUCGAGAUGGGUUGGAGAUGGCUCGCUUGGGACUGGAGUUCCGGGUGCGGUCCUUCCACUUUAAGCACGGUGACAUGAAGUUGAAGUGCGUGGCCAAGAUCAGCUCACUGUAUCUGCAGAGCAACGAGGAGAGUGUGGAAAGCGAUCGCCAGCAUCGCGCCCCGGCAUUGGAAUCUCGGGAGACGGUAGCAGCCAAGUCCAGCACGAUUGCUGCCGCCUGUUCAAAACUGCCAUCAAGCCUGAUUGUAUCACUGCCUCCUGUCAUCCUGCUGCUUCUGUUUCAAAAUUGGAACUGGCCAAGAAAUAGUUAACUCUUUUAAAAUUAUGAUCGC
Messenger RNA from Drosophila mauritiana, 1646 nucleotides. RefSeq lists its product as uncharacterized. Bases 594 to 1625 code for a protein of 343 amino acids. The transcript is spliced from 7 exons. NCBI's taxonomy places the organism in Eukaryota, Metazoa, Arthropoda, Insecta, Diptera, Drosophilidae. The record is from RefSeq and is a predicted model, not a curated record.